AUCAAUCAUCAAUGACAACCUCAUCGUGAUUCGUGACUCGUGAGGCCAAUAACCAAACUCGAAAAACCAACAUUGUUCUCGGACAUGCGUUAUAAGUGGUAACAAGCGGAACACCACAAUUUGUAAAGGAUGGCUAAUGUUGAAGGUGGAAGACUUCGGCAAAUAUCACAAAACAUGCAAGAGGAGGUACACACCGUCUUAGAAGAAGGCUUUUCACAUGCCUGCCAAAGCACUGCUGUAAAGGAUCACCUGUUUAAAGCUGUGAGGCUUGAGAACAACGAGGAAGAAGUUGACUUUACAUUUGGUGAAAAACUGUUGCUUCCUGAUGCAAAAACUUUGAAUCCUUUGAAAGUUGAAAACCUUGGAGAUAUCUCGAUUCCAGUAUCUGUUAAGGAUCUUCAAAGGCUGAAAAAAAUAUCUGAAGGAUCUUGUUAUGGCAAACAACUGAACAAGAUUUUGGACUCUUCCAAACGGCUGGCCUUGGAAAUUAAUUCUUCAAAACUUACCUCUACAAUUUCUGAUGACCUCAAGUUACCUUCACUGGCAAUUCAACAUCUUGGCCUGCCCUCUGAAUUGAUGGGUGUUCAAGCAAAGCUUCAGCAAUUGAUUUUGUAUGAAUCUGGCGGUCAUUACCACCGAACCAUGGAAUACGAAAAAGAAUAUGGUUCGUUUGGUACCAUGAUACUUCAACUUCCCGUAAAAGGCGGGCAUGAAGGUGGACGUUUCAAGGUGGAAUAUGGAGGAAAGGAAAAAGUGUAUGAAAACCACAAGGACAGCGAUCGAUGUUUUUAUGUUUCGCUAUUUUACGAAAACUGCGAACAUUCAAUGGAACCCAUAACAAAAGGGUCAAAAUUGACGUUAGUCUUUGAUCUUGUUUGGGCUAAUGCUCAACAACCGAUUCCGAAAGAUUUCCCUGUUUUUCUCACCGCCCUGAAAGGAAUAAAGGAAUCGCUCUCAUCUUGGAUGCUUCAAAGUGCAGACUCCCAAAUAAAGAACAUCACUAAUUGCACGUCAUCGAAAAAGUCAAAUCCAGCAUCUAAAAUGGAAGCCCUGCCAGUCGCAUCUAUGUCUAGAGAACAUUCGUGUAAAAAACGUUGUUCGAAUUCUUUGCCUUUAAAAGCACUUAAAAAAGAAGACCUGGAUGAAGAUGAAGAUCUGGAUGAAGAUGAAGAUCUGGAUGAAGAUGAAGACCUGGAUGAAGACCUGGAUGAAGACCUGGAUGAAGACCUGGAUGAAGACCUGGAUGACUUCAGGUAUAGACCUCGUCCACAAGAUAGCUGGAAAAAUCAAGACGAAGAUGAAGAUGAAUAUUGUGAUAGUUCCACUGGUUCUCCCCCGGAAGAUUUUUCGGAAGAAAAAGAUAUUGGAGAUCUAGAAGAUGUUUUGUACUUUGUUCUCGAAGAGAAGUAUGACGAAAAUUACUUUGGAUUUCGACGACUUCGGGGAAAAGACCGAGAUGCAGCUCAACUUUUUCAGUGUUGUGGAUUUCUGGACGUACACUUAGCAAUUGUGACAGAGACCGUUACUACUAUACGUGUUGUACCGAAUUCGAAAACUGAUUGGUGUGAUUGCCACGCUUACAAGAAAGUGAAAUCUUCUAACAAAAUUUCGCGAUGGUUGGAUUCGGAAGAUAUCUCCAGGAAGUUGAGAAUUGAUAUAAAUUGGAAGGAGCAAUGUGUUGGACCUAGUAGGAAGCUUCCAACAAAAAGCAGCAAAAAGAUUGACUCGAAAGAUAGACAUUAUACGUGUGGUGAAGAAUGUUAUGGAUCGGGUGAUACAACCGCUAACGAAAAAUAUAUCCAACACUUUAUUAUGGUUAUUUGGCCCAAGCGUGAAUCGUUUCGGAUGUAUUGUCGUUAUGGUCUUCACGCACUACUAGAAAAAAUGGAAUUCAAAAGUUCAACUAGAUGGCUUAAAGAAAGAGUGCAAAAGGCCACUGGAGAUUUACGAAAAGUCAUUUCAUUUUGUUCUUCUGAUCCUUGGCACAUGUGGAACCAAACAGGAUUUGGCAAAGGCGAAGUCGCAGAACGCUUACUGCGUCUUUGUAUUAACUUCCGAGCCCGCGAAGAAGGCCUUGCUCUCUUGAAGCUUUUGAGUGAAGACUUCCCAUUACCACAAGAAGGAACCAGCAACAUUCAAGAAACCUUUGAAGGAAUCAAAAGUGAACAAGUUGCCAAGGCGAUCGUUGAAUUCGAGUGUCGAGUCAGUGGUUGGAAUGACUGCGCUGAUCUAAUUGAGAAAAUGAUUUCUCCUAAUCGAAUCACCCAGCAGCUCAUGCCCAUUAUCAAAUUGGCCCACUCCUUCUUGAACUUCGAUUGCUUAGAAGGAGCCAAAUUAGUUGGAGAUCGAGUUUCUUCCGCAUUCAUCAACAUCGACAAACAGCAAGCCCGCAACCCCACUUGGCAGCAAACUGAUAUUCGAGCUUAUAUUGAAUUAAUAUUUGCUCUAGAAGCCAAUCCCAAAACUUCUAAUCAAGGAAGAAUGAAGUCGUUUUCAUCAUUUUUCUCCAAACUGGAAUCUUCAAUGCUGUGCGACCUUGUACAAGAGAUGGCGGUUCAAGCUAGCUCGCAACGUAACGAGAACUCGGAAUCUUGCAAGAAAAUGUUUCAUGUCGUGUUCAAAGCUCUGAAUGACUGUGAUCUUCGUUCUCCAAGUAUCGAGAAAAAAGCAGUCGUUAACUUGAUUUGCUGCUGCUUUAGGACGAGGAACGCAGAAUUGCUUCGAUCUUUCCUAUCCAACAUCGUCCGCGCUCACAUCGCCUUUAAGGAAAACAAAACUCGUUCGGAGACAUUAUUGGAAGAUGUAAUUUCGUCUCCUGAAAUAUUGAAUUUGGACCUUUCGUCUGACCUAGGCGAGAUUUUUAUGGAAGUGCUUGUCGAUAGUCAAUUAACUUCAAUCAAGAAAGAAACAUCAGGACCAGGCGAUCCAUGCGCGUAUGGAUAUUUUCUGUUGUCAUCCAAAUUAUCAUUAUGUUUUCAAUUAGUGAUUCACAGUGGGAAGAAUUCUCACAUACUCGAUCCACGACGAGCGAAGUUAAUUGCAUCAAUAUUGGCACAACUGGAUGUUAACCAAUUGUCCAACAUAUUCAGUGAUCUAUUGAAAAACAACUCGAAACGUUUGAAAGCGUGUCCUUCCUACCCCACGAUGAUUUCUCUUAUUGGCAAUUCCUUGAUAACGAAAUUGAAGAAAGACGAAGCUCACGAGCUCUCUAGACGAAAUCUUCUGAAUGUGUUGGAUGUUUUUAUCGAGUCGGGUGUUGCAUCAUUAACACAAUCUUUAAUCAAGCAAGUCUGUGCCAAUGAAGAAUCUGGGACCCGGAGCCAUCAAGAAAAAUACGAUUUGUUUGCUGGCUUAAUUAGUACUCCGCGCGUGUGGGGAAUACUGGAUUCCAAAUUGAAGCUGAUCAUCAUGAAAACCUGUGGUUCUAUCAUACAAACUUGGAUCGCCGAUAUCGAGAAGUUUUCAAAACGGAAUGACAUCCCAAUUUGCAUCCAUUUUUUUUUCUUGCUCGAAAGAAAUCGACUUAAAAAUGAACCAACAAUCGACGCUCAAUUGUUUGCACCAUUAAUUGCCAAACUACCAGUUUCCUCACUCAUGGAUCUUGUUUUACAGCUACACCAAUCGGAAGUCAAAACAAUUCCAAAUAUCAAGAAUUUUCCAGCCUGUUUCAAUUUUUAUCGCCAAGCGUCCAGGCUCUUCUUUACCAUGGACUUUGUGCCACUUGUCAAGAACGAGGAAGCAAUGCGCCUUUUGAAUUUGCUCUUGUGGCUGGAAGAUGAGCAAUCUUGGCAAUCGUUCGCAACAAGUGUUUCUACAGCCUUCCCAUCAACUAGCACCUAUAUCUUUUUACGCCUCUUCCUGGACAAUCCUGUUAUCAAGCAAGCCUUUACAGAUUCUAGUCUUGCUUUUGCUGCUUUCGCAACCAUUGUAGACAACUGUUCACUGAAAUCGGCGUCUUUGAAGGAACCACCAUUUAGCUGGCACCAAUCUGAAGCAGUUGUACCGAAUCAUCCUGAAGUUCAAGCUUUUCUUCGGUCCAGUCAAGAAUGCAUGACCUACACGAAGUUUACUGGAAUCGCUGAGGCUCGCAAUUUCGCCGCACAACUUAUGAGAGGGUCUAAAAACUUCAGCGUUUCCGUUACUACGUCUGGCGCUGGCAAAAAUUCCCGUUGCAUCAUUACGAAAACCCGUAAACAUUACGAAGAGAUCAAUCAACCAUUUUUUACCAGCAAAGGUGAAUUGGAAUCAUUGGUGAAGCUUCGGGAACGCCUAGGUAAAGAGAAUUUGAAGAAGAAACGUGUAACAGCCGACGAAGUCAGUGUCAUCCCUUCACCUAAACGCAGCAAGGUCGAAAAAAAAUGAAAAAAUGUGUUUGUUUGCUUUAAUUCAGAAAGUUCUUUGUUGUCAUUUUAACUGAAUUUGCGAUGUUUCCCGUUUUAUUGCGGAAUUUCUCGAGGUUGUACCAAUCAAUAAAUGUUGCCUGUUGCAGA
Molecule: messenger RNA, 4490 nt
Organism: Daphnia pulicaria
Lineage: Eukaryota; Metazoa; Arthropoda; Branchiopoda; Diplostraca; Daphniidae
Exons: 6
Coding region: 130-4362 (1410 amino acids)
Source: RefSeq, a predicted model, not a curated record